Eurytemora carolleeae is the source of this 2913-nucleotide messenger RNA. RefSeq names its product leucine-rich repeat neuronal protein 2. The record is from RefSeq and is a predicted model, not a curated record. The transcript has 10 exons. Gene Ontology annotation, molecular function: protein binding. Lineage: Eukaryota; Metazoa; Arthropoda; Copepoda; Calanoida; Temoridae. Bases 39 to 1658 code for a protein of 539 amino acids.
CAAUGUAUUGGACUGUACAAGUAUAAGUAAGACUAAGAAUGGUUUCUAUGAGCCUGGUACUGCUCCAGCUACUAUUGAUAUUUUCUGGUGGGAGUCUGGUGUCUGGUUUCUGUCCUAAAGGCUGCUCCUGCAAUGACCAGCAGCUAGUGGUAGAGUGUACUAACACAACAUUAGAUGUUCUCCCCAUCGCUUUAAAUACAAGAAUUCUUCACCUCAAGAUGAAUUUAAACAAAAUAAAUAUUGUCGAUGCAUCUUUUCAGUUUUACGAGCACCUGGAGACAAUUGAUCUGUGUCGGAACCUUAUCUCUAGGAUUGAAGAUAAAAGUUUUGCAGCGCAGAAGAACCUCAAGGUUCUCUUGCUGGAUCAAAACAGAUUAAUAAGAUUGAACAAUCAGGCCUUUACUGGGCUUUGGGCUUUAGAAGAACUUUCAUUGAGGAAUAAUCUGGUGAAUGCACUACCUACAGGAUUACUAGAUGAACUGACCAGUCUCAAGAUCUUGGAUUUAUCCCACAAUAAUAUUCAGACAAUACCAAGCCAAGUCUUUAGACUGUGCAGUAAUCUUUUGAGUCUGAACUUAGGCUUUAAUAAGUUUGAUUCUGUUCCUUCCGAUGCAUUUGAGAACACACGUAAACUAGAGAUGCUAGAUUUAUCCAGUAACCAGCUUAAACUAAUUCAAGAUGGAUCCUUUAAUUUCAUUAGCACACUCAUUUCUCUCAACCUUGCAAAUACUUCAUUAUCCAGCCUGGACAAAGAUUCUCUUUCAAACCUUGUUUUGCUGAAGAACCUGAACCUGAGUGAGAACAAGCUUGAUUCUAUUCCUACCAACCAGCUGAGAAAUCAGAGAAAACUGAAUAUUAUCGACCUCAGUAAUAAUAUGUUCAAAGUUCUAAGCCCACAUGCAUUUAGACAAUUAGAAGCUCUUCAGGUUGUCAAUAUCUCCCACUGCCCUGGGCUGCUACAAAUACAAGCUGCAAGUUUUCACAACAACCUUGAUCUUCAUGUUGUGGAUCUAUCAAACAAUCCUAGACUUUCAGAUAUCCAACCUCACGCCUUUCCUCAAAUCCUUCACAUUCAAACUCUUCUUUUAUCCUACACAGGAUUAACCUCUCUGCACGAGGACGCUAUACCCUGGAAUAGAUUGAUAAAACUAGAUCUAUCUGGUACAAGGAUGGUUUGCUCCUGUCAGCUAGCAUGGUUGACCAGCAGUGGAGAUGUCACCGGUGGAGUAUGUAGCCAACCUAGUCGACUAGCCGGGACUAAUCUCUCACAAAUAACUACGGCAGACCUUGGUUGUGGUUAUCAAUAUUCGGAAGAAGUUAUUGUUGUUGCAAUUGUUUGUGCAGUAGUGCUUGUUCUUGCUCUAGGUGGAGCUGUGACAUGCUGCUUGCUAGGAAAGAAAAUGAGAAACCUGGGACGAAUGAGAAAUCUUGCUCCAUCCUGCACUCUCGCGGCUAGAGAGCAGGAUCUAAAAAGCAGCUACGACAACUGUUUAUACGUUGAGAAAAACUAUGGAUUAGUUGGUUCAGAAAGACCUGGCUUAAUUUACUCUGGGAUGAAAACCGUUCAAGCUCCAGAAAAGGAAGAAUUUAAAAAUCUUCGGGUUGGUUCGUUGGAUAAGCUCCUCAACUCGGACACAUUAGUCUCCAAUAAUCAGUAAAUAGAUAUCUUUCAAACCAGCAAUAGAAUGCAGGUAAAAAUAAAAUUUAGUGACAAUGUUAAUAAAAUUAAAUGACAAUGUAUAAAUAUAUUUGAUUAUUUAAUAGUUUUCCGUGACGGAGUAAAACAGGAGUUAUUAAGGUUUUGAGGGUUUGAUAAUAGAAUAGUUUAAAACAUUUGUUAUCACUUCUUAAAUAUAAACCCGGACUUUUUAGUGGAAUUUAUUAUGGAUUGCAAAGUUAUUUAUGGAUUUGAUCUUUUAUUUAGUAAAACGUUUCACUGUUUAGAUUUUCCUUUGUCGAGGUAGAGGGGUAGAGUUGGAGAAAUUGUUUGGUUUGGAUUUGGGGUUGGUAAAGACGACAUGAUGUGAGGGUGGGGGGGUUAGGAGAUAGGUUUAUGGUCAACAAUGGUAUUAGAAAAUAAGUGUUUGUGGCAAAGACCUAAUUCCUUCAUGUUAAUUGAGCAAUAACAUUAAUCCUUAAAAACAAAUUUUUUCCUUCUUUUAUUUUUAACAUUUAAUUGAGUUUUCAUCGAAUCAGAAUCAUUUAAAACGGAAAUGAGUUUGUGUCACAACUCAAACUUUCUAACCCAUAUUUUUCAACCUGAUACUGUAAACCUUUGAUAUUUCAAUCCAUUUGAAAUUACAGAAUUCAUAGUUUUAAAUAUCAAAGAUCGGAGACACUGGGUUGGAACGAUAUUGGAUCAAAAACCCAAUUCCGAUUUUACAAACUGUUUUUUAUAAGAAUGUCUCUUAUUAUUCUCAUAUUCUCAUCAAGAGUUAACAAUAAAAGCUUCAACUCUCUGUAGAAAUCUAAAAUUUUCUUCAGAUUUGUAAAAUAAGAUAGAUAUUAUUUUUUACUAACACAAAAAUCUGAGCUUACCAAUCUGAGAAAAAAGUCAAGUAUUUCAGAAUGUAACAUUUUUGUUGUAAUAUAUAGAUAUGAUAUUAUUAUUGUUAGUCAACACUGUAUUUUCAUUAAGAAAAGAAUGAUUAAUACUUUUAUCUCCAUUUCAAUUUUCAUGUUCGAAAUCGUAUUUUACAUGCAUGUAGAAACGAAAACAUACAGAUUGAACCCAUCAACUAAACUAAAAUUCAGCCUAAAAGUGCACAACAAAAAAAACUUUAUUUGAACUCUUAUUUUAAAUAAACAAAUGCAAAUGUUUUAACUUACUCGUACGUAUCUAGAAGUUUCAAUAUAUUUUAUGCUAAGGAAUUGAGUCUUUGUCACAUCCCUGAUUUUAUAUUCCCUAUAUAU